CGUGCAACUUGCAGACAAACAAAGCUGCACUUCCUGAGCUGUAAACAGUGUGAGAAGUUCCUGCUUCAGCUCUGGUCACGAAGCAGCAGAUGUGGUAUAAGCAUGAGACGAGCACCGCUGCUUAGGUUUUGCAUUUGGAAUUAAAGGUCUAAUUUGACGUUGUUUCUAGACAUAUUUGUAAGUCACUGUUUCACAUCUGGGUCACAAUGUACACGUUCCUCCCAGAAAACUUCACUCCUGUCAAGCAGAAGCUGCCUAAAAAACAGAAGCAUUUGAUUGGUGCUUUCCUUCUGGGUCUCAUACUUGUUAUAUUUGCUGUUGUUUCAUGGAGCUACUACUCGGUCUCCCUCAGAAAAGCAGAUAGACUAAAAACUAAACUUUUAGAUUUGAGGAAAGAUGGCUUUACAAUACACAACCAGCAAGGACAGAAAGUCUUCCGAAUGGCAUUCCAGUCUGGGUCUCUUGAUCUAGAGUCUUGUGCCAAGUAUGGUGAGAUUUUAUCUUGUACAAAGUCAGACAAAGGGAAGUUAAAUUUCUUCAUUCAGACGGUAAUGCCCAAAGAUACAGUCAUGUGCUACAGAGUACGAUGGGAAGAGUUUGUAGCAGACACAGACGUCCAACAUACCAUGUACUGGGAUGAUGCAUACUGGUACGGAGGAGCUGAAAUGAGUACACAACACUGGCCUAUUAGACUGUUUGGAUACCAGGAGCCCAAGCCAUUUGUAACUAGUGACAUAUAUGCUCUUAGGGACAGCUUUGGUGGAAUACUUGAACGUUACUGGUUGUCAUCAAAAGCCGCAGCUAUUAAAAUUAAUGACUCUGUACCUUUCCAUCUUGGAUGGAAUAGUACAGAAAAGUCUCUGUUUUUUGAAGCCAGAUAUAAGGACUCACCCUACAGACCUCCAGUGGGGCAACAGCCCUUCCCAGAGCUAAGUUACCGUGUUUGUGUCGGAUCUGAUGUUACAUCUAUCCAUAAGUAUAUGGUGAGAAGGUAUUUUUACAAGCCCACCAAGAUUCCAUCUGUAAACAUGUUCAAAUAUCCAAUUUGGUCUACAUGGGCUAUAUUUAAAACGGCUAUUGACCAAGAUAAGCUAUUGCGAUUCACAGAGAAAAUAAAGAAAUACAAGUUUAAUUACAGCCACAUAGAGGUAGAUGACAUGUACACAAAAACAUAUGGUGAUUUUGACUUUGAUCCAAUAAAGUUUCCAAAUGCCACAGAAAUAUUCAAAAAGCUAAAGGAAGAUGGUUUUAAAGUAACACUUUGGAUUCAUCCUUUUAUAAAUUAUAACUCAUCUAAUUUUGGAGUGGGAAUUGAAAAACAGCUGUUUGUUAAAGAGCCGACUGGUCGGCUUCCUGCUAUGGUUCAGUGGUGGAAUGGUAUAGGAGCAAUACUUGAUUUUACAAACCCCCAAGCAAGAGAGUGGUUUCAGAAUAAUUUAAGACAACUCACAACAAAAUAUGGGAUUUCAUCUUUUAAAUUUGAUGCUGGUGAGACCAGUUUUCUUCCUAAACAGUUCAGUACAUUUAAGCCUUUGUCUGAUCCAAGCAUAUUUAGCAGGAGAUACUCGGAAAUGGCAAUUACAUUUUACGAACAGGCUGAGCUGAGAGUUGGUUAUCAGUCACAGAACAUAUCCUGCUUUUUUAGAAUCAUUGACCGGGACUCUGUGUGGGGAUAUGAAUUGGGGCUCAAAUCCCUAAUACCUACAGUUCUUACCAUAAGCAUGCUGGGAUAUCCUUUCAUCUUACCUGACAUGAUUGGCGGAAAUGCAUACGCUAGUAAUAAAGUCAAUGCUGACAAAUUGCCAGACCGGGAACUCUACAUCAGAUGGUUGGAAGUUUCUGCUUUUAUGCCCUCUAUGCAGUUCUCUGUCCCACCUUGGGCUUAUGAUAAUGAGGUUAUUGAAAUUGCUCGAAAGUUUACGCAAAUUAGAGAGUCGUUAGUAGCUCCUCUGUUACUGGAGCUUGCAGGAGAAGUUACAGUUACAGGGGAUCCAAUUGUCCGACCCAUUUGGUGGAUAUCUCCCAAUGAUGAGACUGCACAUAAAAUUGAUUCCCAGUUUCUGAUUGGGGACACAUUGAUGGUGGCUCCUGUUCUAGAGCCAGGCAAGCAGGAGAGAGAUGUCUAUAUUCCGUCUGGUCGGUGGCGCAGUUAUAAAGGCGAAUUGUUUGUGAAGACACCAUUCCUAUUUACUGAUUACCCAGUAGACUUGGAUGAGGUGGCCUAUUUCAUUUGGGUCUCUUAGAAAUCUAUUAGCAAAGUUCUACAAUUAAUUGUUGCCUUAUUUACACACCUUUUGCAGGUUUGAAAAAAAUUAAUUUGGGCUUCCAGAAAAUAUAAGCUAUUGAAGCUUAUUCCACUCUUAUAGUAAAUAUGUAUCUUUGCAAGUUACCGUAUAAAACACACUAACCUGA
Messenger RNA from Bombina bombina (fire-bellied toad), 2412 nucleotides. It is a transcript of the gene MYORG, whose product is annotated as myogenesis regulating glycosidase (putative). The coding region runs from base 207 to 2243 and encodes 678 amino acids. The record is from RefSeq and is a predicted model, not a curated record. Lineage: Eukaryota; Metazoa; Chordata; Amphibia; Anura; Bombinatoridae. Gene Ontology annotation, molecular function: hydrolase activity, hydrolyzing O-glycosyl compounds. Gene Ontology annotation, biological process: skeletal muscle fiber development; carbohydrate metabolic process. The transcript has 3 exons.